AUGGCUUUGAAGAAAUUGCUCAUCUCAAUUUGUACUUUCAAGGAUGUGUUAAUGUUAAAAGUGAUUCAAGCCAAUAACAAUUAUCAGAAUAAAUCAAGAGUUCAUCAUGAAGUGGCUGGUGAAAAAUACUGUUGUGUGUGCUUAUCAAGAUUGAAGGAUGGAGAUGAUAGUAGAGUGUUGCCUUGUUUACAUGAAUUUCAUCGCGAAUGUGUCGAUAGGUGGUUAAAUGGUGCACGGAGAACGUGUCCUGUUUGUAGGUUUUCGAUGGAAGAUGGAAACAACUUGUAUCUAAUAACAGAGGAUUUAACAGAGGAGAUGGUUAUAUGGUUUUCAUCUUUUCAUGUUGCUGGUUUCUGA
Messenger RNA from Solanum pennellii, 357 nucleotides. RefSeq names its product E3 ubiquitin-protein ligase RNF13-like. Lineage: Eukaryota; Viridiplantae; Streptophyta; Magnoliopsida; Solanales; Solanaceae. Gene Ontology annotation, molecular function: zinc ion binding. The coding region runs from base 1 to 357 and encodes 118 amino acids. The record is from RefSeq and is a predicted model, not a curated record. The transcript has a single exon.